This is a messenger RNA of Pseudophryne corroboree (corroboree frog), 1897 nucleotides long. RefSeq lists its product as uncharacterized. Gene Ontology annotation, cellular component: membrane. The record is from RefSeq and is a predicted model, not a curated record. Lineage: Eukaryota; Metazoa; Chordata; Amphibia; Anura; Myobatrachidae. Bases 413 to 1222 code for a protein of 269 amino acids. Gene Ontology annotation, biological process: regulation of cell differentiation. The transcript has 5 exons.
CUGCGGCCCAGCCGCACCUUGUGACAGAGGUCACAUCUUUACUUUCUGCUUGUUUCCGCGACGGGGUCGCAUGUUGCAGUUAGGCCGCAAAACUUUGGUUGUUCUUCUUAUGUAGCGACAGUGUCAUAAUCUGUGUGUCGGUUGCUUGCCUUAGUUUCGUGAUUGUAUUCUGGCGGCGGUGCUGCACAUAAUUGUUUGCUGUUUUCUCAGUACGUCCUCUCAUUUUUAGUCUCGUUAGUCUUAGCUAGUCUUUCCCCUUAUUUUCUCUCUGUCUCGAUUGGUGCCUUGUUACCUCGUAAGACCUGGGGACACGGAGUCUGGGUGGACCUAAUUUGCCCAUUCAAAUGCGGCUGAUAAAGGAGAAGUCUAGCUCUGCAGGCGCCAACCGACUACUGGGAGAAAUAACAGAGUUAUGGGUAGAGUUGGUGUUGCAGCCGUCACCCUUUCCCAGCUGCAACUCACACAUCAGUACCAGGAACUCCCCAGUUGCCACCCAUACUCCCGAGUUCCAGGUGGGUUCCUUUUCAAGCAAUGGAAGGAACGAUACCUACAGCUCACUCAGGAAGGUAACCUUCUCCUGUCCCGUGACCCAGACUCUUCUGCAGACCUAGAGAUCCCUCUACUCACUCGGUGCCAAGCAAUACUGGAGGGCACUGAGUUGGGGGACAUGCCCAAGCUGCCUGUUGGGAUCCAGAGGAACAGUUGUCUUGGACUCUCUCUGAGUGAUGGGAGGACACUGAUGCUGUUGGCCCCAGAUUCGCAGGAGUGCAGCAAAUGGAUAAAUAUUCUACGGAAAGUUAAAGAGAGCCUAUCACAGCCCCCACUUUCGCCAACCAGCUGUAGGGUUCACACGCUGUCCCCCAUCCGAAGGUGCUGCUGGAGUGAUGUAUCCAGUCAAACCAAGGACAAGACUCAUGUGAAGGAAGGCAGAGCAGCUCACUGUAAGGAAAAGUGUCCACCUCGUUGCCUCCGCCAUGGUUCCCAGCUGCACUGGGGGGUGAAGACAGCAUGUGUGCUCAUGGGGGGAGCCGCUGCAGGUCCAACCCUGGGUUACAUGGUCACCUCCAGCCAUGGUGCUCGCUCAGUUGACACUGCCCCCCCGGAUUUUCGAGAGCUAGGUUACCACCCCUCAGCCGAUGUAGAGGGCUGCCAGUAUGACGUGGAUUUUGAAGGCAUGGACCAGGAUUUUAAUGGCUUAGAUUUUGGUGGAUUUGCCUUCUAAACAUCGUUUGCUGUGUAUAACUAUCCUAAAGUGAGACUGCUGUGACCUCCCGUUAAUUCAAUCCCACGAAACAUUACUCAUGAGCUUCACGUACCCUUCUUUGUCAAGGGGCAUUGGACACUAACAGAUACUUCUUACCACUGGAAAUGCUCAACAAUCAUUACAACCUAUUACUGUAUAUAACACUGCUCGCCAUCUAUGUAAAGUCCUACAGAUGGGUCCAUGGUCAUCUUGGCUAGUUUGCUGCACCUAGGCACAACAUGGUUUAUUAACAUAAACCCUUCAUCUAUUGUUCUCAGAGGCAAUACAAUACAGAGAACAAUACAGCAGGGGAUUAAGUCAUUACAGCAGGGGAUUAAGUCCGACUGCCCAGUUUCUGUUAAUCCUAUUAAAGGUCAAGAUAAACAUGGACCCAUCUGUAGAUCUCCAUUGUGUAUUAUCUCACUUGUGUUUUAUGAAAGUGUGGUGACACAUGUUGGUCUUUUUGUGAUUAUUUAACCAUUGUGGAGCAAAGUUAAUACCCUAUGUUUAUAAACUCCUUAUUUAUAGUAUUAAUAUAUGUUAGAUUGUGAAUUUUGAGCAUGAAGCCUCCUAUAACAUGGGAAUAAAAUAAUCCUCUUGAAACUUGUAGCAUCAAUUUUACAGCUUGCUUAAUAAACUGAAUUUUAUACUGAA